GAUUGCUCUAACUGGCAGGUUAGAGUGAGUCAGUCUGUUGCAACCACCUGUCCUUGACGAAUGUCUGUGCAGUGACGGCUCCUUGUUUACUUAAUGACUAAUGAUUAGAUCGGGGGGUUCUGUUCCCCAAAUGACUCAGUAAUUUGCAAGAGAACACUGCUGAUAUAAGGAGCAGCCUGACUGAUACUCAUUCAGCUAGAAAACAACAUAAUGAAGGCCUGGUGUGCCCUUGCUUUCCUCUGCUUGGCAUAUUUCUGCCACAGUGCUCAGUCCUGCCCUGCUUUUUGCAAAUGCUACGCCAGAAGAACCGAGGUGGUCUGUCACGAGGUUCCUCUGACGGAGUACCCCACCGAGGGUCUCCCGAAGAACACCACCUCGCUGACGAUCCAGUACACAAAUAUCACCUCCAUCUCUGAGGAGCACUUAAGCGCCACACCCCUGCUGCAAGAGCUCCACUUGUAUAGCAACCACCUGCAGCAACUUUCCUCUAAUCUCCUCAGGGGCGUUCCUCACCUCCACACCAUAGAUCUCACAGACAACAAACUGGCUCACCUGCCUGCGGACGUCUUCAGCCACGCCCCGCUCUGCAGCUUGGUGCUGAAGAACAAUCAGAUUGAAAAAGCAGAUGCAGAGUGGUUUCCUGAUAACAGCAGCCUCACCUGGUUGGACUUAUCUGGGAAUCAUUUAAGGAAGAUCCCAGCUACUUUCUUCCAGAAGCUGCCACACCUUGAGAAUCUUGACCUUUCCGACAACCGCCUAGAAACAUUCCCUGCAGAUUCUCUGGACCUGCUGACCAAACUUGAGAGGCUCAACCUGCAGAGCAACAAACUGGACACCCUGGAUGCAUCUACAUUUCAGAGCACCCGCAAUCUCACCCAUCUGUUCCUUGCUCGGAACAAGCUCAGCAAAAUCCCACAGAACCUUUUUCAGGAGCUCACGCAGGUCAAAGUCCUGGGACUGGAUGACAACCAGCUGAGCCACAUCCCUCCUGGUUUGCUGGACCAGUUGAAUUCCCUGGAUGACGAGAGUCUGGACCUGUCUGCCAACCCCUGGCUGUGUGAUGGGAAGGUGGAGUACCUCUGGAGGUGGCUUCAGAAGAACAAGAAGAAGGUUUUCCUGCCAGAGACCAUUGUAUGUGCUAAACCUCAGUCUCUGUCAGCGCGCUCAGUAAUGUCACUGACUGAGAGUGAACUAAACCCCCAGUCUUAACAUUUUCCAUACUCAUAUUAGUUAUUUGAUAUGGUAAUGCACCCAAUUCAGGCUGUCACAGCUGUCUGACAUUUCAGUGAAUGAAACACUUUAUUAGUGUAACCCAAGAAUAUAAUUAAAUAUGAUGUGAAUAAAGCAUUUAGGAAUUUC
Lates calcarifer (barramundi perch) is the source of this 1359-nucleotide messenger RNA. Its product is annotated as leucine-rich alpha-2-glycoprotein. The record is from RefSeq and is a predicted model, not a curated record. Bases 211 to 1209 code for a protein of 332 amino acids. NCBI's taxonomy places the organism in Eukaryota, Metazoa, Chordata, Actinopteri, Centropomidae. The transcript is spliced from 3 exons. Gene Ontology annotation, molecular function: protein binding.